Messenger RNA from Phycodurus eques (leafy seadragon), 20439 nucleotides. RefSeq names its product histone-lysine N-methyltransferase 2C-like. Gene Ontology annotation, biological process: regulation of DNA-templated transcription. Gene Ontology annotation, molecular function: protein binding. Gene Ontology annotation, cellular component: nucleus. The record is from RefSeq and is a predicted model, not a curated record. Bases 273 to 19802 code for a protein of 6509 amino acids. The transcript has 77 exons. Lineage: Eukaryota; Metazoa; Chordata; Actinopteri; Syngnathiformes; Syngnathidae.
CCGGUCGCUCAAACAUGGCCACCAUGAUGGAACCUCCGCUGUAACGUGAACGUUUUCGUUCGUAUUUAGCAUUUGGCUGCGAGCUAAAAGCGACUUUUGUGCGGAUGCGAUGAGCGAGAAGACGGCGGGCGAGUUGCUGUGAUUGCGGCUGGCCGGCACUGUUGAGACAAAUGUUUGCUGGCGGCGGCGGGCAAGUUGUCUGUAAACACGUCUCUUGAGUCGCGCUUCUCACCAAGCUGGAGAGGAAAAGCAGGAGAAUCGCAUCCAACCAAAUGCCCUCAGAGGACAGAAGAGCCCCACCUCCUGUCACUCGUGCCGGACGCAAAGCCGCCGCAUCGGAGAAGCGGCCUCGCGGACGACCUCGAAAAGAUGGCGUAGGCGGCCACGCUGCACCUCCUCCUCCCCCUCCCCCCAAGUCGAGGAAGAAGGGGAGGAGUCGAGGCCAAGCCCAGGUGGAGGAUGAAAAGGGCGCGGCCACGACGGAGAAAACUCCUCCUCUUGACAAGAUGAAAGCAGAGGACGUGACAAGCCGACGCCGUGGCUCCGCCUCCAGGAGGAGGUUCAACACUGACCCCGCUCCUGCCGUCCCUGAAGCCCCUCCCAGCGACGAUCCCGUUCCUUUUACCCUGCCCCUGACAUCCAACUCUGAGGAGGAACUGCCUCAAACCGCUCCCGUUGCCCCGCCCCCUUCUCUACACAGCCUGGCUCCCAGCCCAAGCACCACACCCAUUGAGGCAGAGGUAGGCGGAGCCAGCGCAGGCUACAGCCCCGCACGGUCGCCCCGCCCGCGCCUCGAUGACGACGACACACCGUCGCCGCUCUUAUGCCGAUCCCCGUCCGAAGACUCCGGCUCGCCAACGCCCAGCCUGGGACACACCGAAAGACGCCUGCAGCAGUGUGCCUUCUGUUACCACGGCGACCAACCUCCCAUGGGCCAAGGCCCGCUGGUGGUGUUCGGACCCACGCCGGGCUACAUCCCGCUUCACAUCCUCAGCCGCAGAACGUCCUCGGACCGCGACGGCGAUUGUCACGACCACUGCUACCGACGCAGCCAGGCCGCACACAUGAGCAGCAGCAGUCCAACACAGUGUGACGACGAGUCUUCCUUCCAGUUGGCGGAGCAGCUCGGAGCCAUCGGACUUCCACACGACAUCGACGUACAAACACUGUUUGACCCCACAGGUCAGUGCUGCGCUCACCUUCAGUGUGCGGCCUGGUCGGAGGGCGUGUGUCGGGGUGAGGGCCAAUCGCUGCUCUACGUGGACAAAGCCAUCGACUCAGGAAGCACACAGGUGUGUGUGUUCUGUGGCGGUCUCGGAGCGUCGCUGCGUUGCCGAGAGUCGGGCUGUGGGCGGAGCUACCACUUCCCGUGUGCUGCUGCUGCGGGAGCUCAUCAGGACUGGGAGCACAGACGCACGCUGUGCACAAGACACGCACAAGCAGCGUCUCGAUCGUGCGUGUCGUGUUCAUGCGGCGGUGACGCCGGCAGUCUGUUGAUGUGCUGUUCCUGCGGUAACCAAUACCACGCUAGAUGCUUGGCCCCACCCCUGACGCCCUCCUCCCUGAUCCGGGCUAGCUGGCAAUGUUUACAAUGUCGAGUGUGUCAGAGCUGCAGGCUCCGAGAGGAGACGUCUGUGUUGCUGGUGUGUGCUCGCUGUGAUAAAGCUUACCAUCCACACUGUCUGACUCCUCCACUGGAUCACACACCUGACAGUAAAUGGACCUGCCAGAGCUGUAGGGUGUGUCUUCGCUGCGGUGUGAGGUCCUCUGGUCACUGGGCCAAUCACCCGUUCCUUUGUGCGUCAUGUGACCCAGCUCUGCCUUGUGCUCUCUGUGGCCGCACCCCCGACUUGUACUCACUGCAGGACUAUGUGAUGUGUGUCUGCUGCUACAGGUGUGUUCAUACCCAGUGUGUUGCCAUCGAGGCAGGCAUCAGCACAACAAAGUGUGAUGACAAAAGUUACAUUUGCCCUACCUGUCAGCCUCAGAGGGCGGAGCUAGCAAUACUCGCACCAAUCUGUCACAGUCCUGCCCAAGACCUCCAGCUUAGUCCCACACAGGCGCCACAUGUUCAAUGUCCUCCUGAAGUUUUCCCCCUUAGUACUACCGCUCACAGCCCCUUCCAGCUAUGUUCAGAGCAGGCUAAGACUCCAACUGAGCCUACAGGACUGUUGCACGAAGGUCCAGUACCGUUUCCAGCCGAUGCCACAGAGCUCCAGCAAAGUCCAACUCUAUCUUCUUCUAGCACCACAGAGCACAGACUAACUUUAGUCCUGGCUGACUCCAACCCAGCAGAGCUCCAGCAAAGUCCAACAGCAUCUCCUUCUAACUCCGCAGAGCAAAGACUAAGUCUAGUCCUGUCUCCCUCCGACCCAACAGAACUCCAGCAAAGUCCAAAAUCACUAAUGCCCACAGAGUUAAAACCAAGUCCACGGUCAUCUCCCUCUCCUGCUACAGAGCCACAGCAAAGACUAAGUCCAGAACCAUCUCCUUGUUACCCAGAACCUAGACUAAAUCUAAUACUAUCUCUCUCUGACCCACCAGAGCUUCAGCAAAGUCCAGAAUCAUCUCCUUCUAACCCCACAAAGGUUAGACUGAGUCCAACACAGUCUUCAUCUAACCCAACAGACCCCCAGCAAAACACAGAACCAUCACCCACUCACUCCACAGUGCUGAGAGACAGUCCAUUGCCAUAUCCUGCAAACCUCACAGCAUCGCCGUGUAGUUCAUCUCGCUUGGACCACACAGAGCUUCACCAAAGUCCUUCUGAGCUGCAGACAAGUUUAGCAACAUCUCUCUUUAACCCAACACAAUUUAGUGAAAGUCCACCACAAUAUCCAUCUGAGCACACAGACCUCCCUUUGACCUCUCACCCCACAGAGCUUCAACUAAGUACUAUUCGAUCCUCUUCUAACACCACAGAGAUCCAGAAGAGUCUUGUACCAUCCCUUUCAGAUGCAACAGAUCACCAGCGAAGUCCAGUGCCAUCUCCUUCGAACAUCACAGAGCUCCAACAAAGUCCAGACUCAUCUUCUUUUAAUGUUACAGAGCUCCAUCCAACUCCAGUCCCAUCUUCAUCGAAGCCCACAGAGUUCCAGCUAAGUUUCGUCCCAUCUCCUUCUAAUGCCAAGGAUGUCCAUAUGAGUCCAGUACAAUCUCCUUCUAACGACAUUGAGCUACAGCAAAGUCCACUCCCAUUUCCUAACGUCACAGAGUUCCAGCAAAAUCCGCCAUUUCCUUCUAAUGUCACAGAGCUCCAUCCAACUCCAGUCCCAUCUUCAUCGAAGCCCACAGAGUUCCAGCGAAGUUCAGUCCCAUCUCCUUCUAAUGCCAAGGAUGUCCAUAUGAGUCCAGUACAAUCUCCUUCUAACGACACUGAACUACAGCAAAGUCCACUCCCAUGUCCUAACGUCACAGAGUUCCAGCAAAGUCCGCCAUUUCCUUCUAAUGUCACAGAGCUCAAUCUAAAUCCAAUCCCACCUUCAUCGAAGCCCACAGAGUUCCAGCGAAGUUCAGUCCCAUCUCCUUCUAACGCCAAGGAUGUCCAUAUGAGUCCAGUACAAUCUCCUUCUAACGACAUUGAGCUACAGCAAAAUCCACUCCCAUGUCCUAACGUCACAGAGUUCCAGCAAAGUCCGCCAUUUCCUUCUAAUGUCACAGAGCUCAAUCUAAAUCAAAUCCCAUCUUUAUCGAACCCCACAGAGUUCCAACAAAGUCCUGUCCUAUCUCCUUCUAACGCAAAGGAUCUCCGUCUAAGUCCAGUCCCAUCUCCUUCUAACCCAAAGGAUCGCUGUCUAAGUCCGGUCCCAUCUCAUUCUGACGCAAAGGAUCUCCAUCUAACUGCAGUUCCAUCUCCUUCUAACGCAAAGGAUCUGUGUCUAAUUCCAGUCCUAUCUCCUUCUAAACUAAAGGAUCUCCGUCUAAGUCCAGUCCAAUCUCCUUUUAACGACACAGAGAUACAGCACAGUACACUCCCGACUCCUAAUGUCACAGACUUCCAGCAAAGUCCAACACCAUCUCCUUCCGUCUCAGAUCUCCAUUUAAUUCCAGUCUCAUUUCCAUCGAAGCCCACAGAGUUCCCACAAAGUCCAGUAUUGUCGCCAUCUAAUACAAAGGAGUGCCAUCAAAGUCCUGUUCAGUCUCCUAACAUCACAGAGCUCCAUCAAAGUCCUGUCCAGUCUCCUAACAUCACAGAGCUCCAUCAAAGUCCUGUCCAGUCUCCUAACAACACAGAGCUCCAUCAAAGUCCUGUCCAGUCUCCUAACAACACAGAGCUCCAUCAAAGUCCUGUCCAGUCUCCUAACAACACAGAGCUCCAUCAAAGUCCUGUCCAGUCUCCUAACAACACAGAGCUCCAUCAAAGUCCUGUCCAGUCUCCUAACAUCACAGCCCUCCAUCAAUGUCCAGUCCCAUCUCCUAACAUCUCAGAGCUCCAGCAAUGCCCAUUGUCAUCUCCUUCUAACACAACAGAUCUCCAUUUAAGUCUAGACCAAUCUUCUAACGUCACACAGCUCCAGAAAAGUCCAGUCCUUUCCCUUUUUAACUUUACCGACCUCCCCCCAUGUCCAACACCACCACCUUCUAAAAUCACAAAGCUUCAGCAAAGUCCGGUACCAUCUUCAUCGAAGCCCACAGAGUUUCAAGAAAGUCUAGUCCCUUCUCCUACCAAUGUCACAGAGCUCCAUCAAAGUCCAGUCUCAUCUCCUUCUAACAUUACAGAGCUCCAACAAAGCUCAACACCAUCUCUUUCCAACAUCACAGAGAUUCUGCUUAGUCCAACACCAUCGCCUUCUUACAUCACAGAGCUCCAACAAAGUCCAAAACUGUCUUCCAGCGUCACAGAGCUCCAAUCUCCUUUGAACAUCACAGAGCUCCAUCAAAGUACAAUCCCAUCUCCUUCUAACAUCACAGAGCACUGUCUUAGUCCAGUCCCAUUUCCUUCUGGCACAGAAUUCCAUCAAACUCCAGUCCAAUCUCCUAACAUGACAGCACUUCAACAAAGUCCAACAUCAUCUACUUCCAAUGUCACAGAGCUCCUGCAAAGUCCAGUCCCAUCCCCUUCUGAAGUCACAAACACGAGACUAAGUCCAGUACCUUCUACACCAAUCCCCACAAAUGUCCAGCCAAGUCUAGUACCAUCUCCCUCAGUCCCUGCAGAACGUCAUGAUAGUCCUGUGCCGUUACCCUCAAAUACCACAGAGCAAACUUCUUAUCCUUGUGGAGCAGAUCUCCAAAAAGGUGCACUGCAACCUCCCCAUAGUCCAGCUGAUCUUGUAAAGACCCAUCUGUUCUGCUUUGAGACUGCAGAACUUCAGGAAUGUUCUGCUGCACCUCAUCUUAGUCCAGUCCAAGUAAAGAAUGACCCACACGUCAAUCAUGUUCCUUGGGAAUGUAAGGAAAACCAUGCCAAAUCUCCAAUAAUUAACUUUUGUUCAACACCCCCUCCAUUAUUCUGUGUUCCUUUGGACAUGGAGCCAUUCACUGUCCUUUUGACCUCCACACCGGCUCAACCUAGUCCUCCAUCCAGCCUUUCCAUGCAUUCAACCAGGGAAAAGCUUGCAACAAAAGUGUCUCCAAAGUCUCCGGUGCAGGAUAGUACGAUGUCCGAGCUCAGACUGAGCAGAUUUGAUGGUGAUGAAGCAAAGCCUGAGAUUAUCUCUCCAGACCACAUUGUGCAAGAUGAUGGCACCCGGCUGAGUGGAGCCCAUAGUCCUGCUGACGUCACCAUUGACCCGGCACUGCUCCGAACCCGUCAAGGAAAAUGCAUUCCUGAGCUGCAUUGUUCUACACAAGUUGUAACAUCACCUCUGCAGAGUCCUACACAGGAUGUUGAAAUGGUGCUAGCUCAGGAGAGCAAUUCUUCUCAUUUGGCCACUUUUACACUGGACCAGGACCUCUCACCCGGCAGUAAACACCUUGCAUACAGGCCCAGUUCAGCUCCCUGUAGCCCAUCAAGAGUGCCCCUUAACUCCACCCCGUGUAGUCUGUCACAGCCUACCAGUCCAGCACGGAUGCCCUCUACGCAACCUGUUAGGCCUUUGCAACUGCAAAUGCUUUCCCGCCAGUUUGUUGCGCAACUGAACGUCACAACAAUGCUCCCUCAUGGCUGUGGGGACGGCGGCACAGAGCUUAGACCUGGAGACAUUAAACAGAACCUAAACCUGGACAGUCAAACACUUGAAUCAGCUCUUUGUUGCUCUGCCACUGUUGUGCCCCCACCCCCAUCAGUUUCCCAUCCGCAGAGUAAGCAGUCGAGUCCUCUUCGUGAUCCACUGUUGCCCACACCAUCAAGCCUUGUGCACCAAAGCACUUCAGUGGACCGCAGUAGCCUCGUUCACAUGUCUUCUGAUGCUGAAACUGUGGAGGACGUUCCUUAUCAUCAAAGUGCUUCUCUUGACUGCACAUUCCAAUGCACAAAACCUUUGGAACACCUGGCAAGCACAGUACAUAUACAAGCUAGCAUGAGUGGUGCUAGCCCUUCACAUGCUAGUGAAAUGCCUGCUAGUCCUGCUAGCUCACUUCAGGCCUCAUGUGACUCGAUGACAGAGGUGACAGACCCUGCCGAACCUUUACCAGCAAGGACCAGUCCUUUAAGCCAACGAGAUAGCCCGGUGAUGCUAACAGACUGCUCUUCCCAGCCGCCAGCCAGCCCCUCUUCAGUGCUUUCUACUCAUGCUGACACCAUCUCACCUCAGAACGAAAACACCAAGACAGCAGUUGACCAUCUGUGCCAAGUCACUGGAUUACAAACCGGUCCUGGUCCAGUGGGUGGUUGCAGUCCAACUGGCUGUGUGCAUGAUCCAGAGCCCCCUCAGCUCACAGAGUCUGGCCAGUCUAGUCUUUUACAAGUCUCGACUUGCAGCAGUCCCUCAGAGACGAAGCUUUUACAUUCAACUAACGUUAGUCAUACACACUGUAGACCUGCUUAUGACAGCUCUGAUAGCCAAGGUCUGAGCAUCAUUUCCUUGGAGGCGAGUGUUUGCUUAAGCAACCAAAGUUCCUUACAAACUUGUGUGACAUUACCCACAUGCGCACAUGCUAGUAGCAGCCGGACUCCAACGCAGGCAGCUGAAACAUUUAACGGUAGCCCCACAGGUAGCACAGAUUCUAGCCUUAAAUCGGACACACAGGCCACUUUUCGAGACCAGAAGUCGCUCAUUUCCACUUCACUGCAGCUUGAUUCCGGUACAGGUUUGACUUCAGAUUCUUCAUGGAAGACCAAACCAAAAUCGACAAGUUGCCAACCCGGCUCGCUCACUGCUCGCCAGGCUAGUGUGACUUACCCUCGGCAGUCUCCAGCACCAUUAAGCCCCUUGAAUGACAGACUACCCAGCAGUCCCACUCAGGAACACACUGACAUGCCUGAACCUAGAUGUACUCAUAAAACACUAGAUCGUUCUUCCCCCACCCGUGCUACACAAACCCAUACAGUGAACGGGAGCCAGCUUUAUAGUCAUUCACAAUUGGCUAAUGCACAGAUUACACAAAGUCUUACUCCUACCAGCCCUGAUGAGCCAGAGACCAGUACGGGUCCAGCUGUUCAUACUCUGGUUGAGUCAGAAACUGGCCCAUGCCCUACUGGUCCUACUUCUAUCGUCUUGUCUGUGGGCGAGGCCACAUCCAUUUACACCACAGACCAGGAAGAACAUCUCAGCUUACACCAGUAUCUUCCUGAGACGACAAAAGGAGGAGUGCUGGAUCUGGAGAAGAAUGAGCAGGAACCGGAGGGAAAGGAGGAGCAGAAGCAACAGAAUAGCGAGCAAGAGGAGAGUGAAGUACAAAACCAGGAGGAGAUUAAGGAGGAGCAAAACCAAGGGCAUAAGGAGCAGAACCAGGAGGAGCUCAGUAGUUCAAAGUGCCCCCCCUCAGGAGUUCAUCUGUCUCCUGGUGAGCCUGCUGCAGUGUCCCCCUUCUUCUACAGCCCUCCCUCACCCUCAUCGCCCUCACCUUCCGCUUCCCCGCCGCCAUCGACUGCCGAUCUUCAACAUGGCGACGUCUCCUCGGAGACAUCCCUCCCCCUCAGCGUGGCGCCGGAUGCGCCCUCAUCUCUGGAGGAGCAAAGUGAGUGGGGACAAGAAGACAUGUUGUUGUCCCAGAAGAUGCUCGAAGCCACCAAAGAUGUUGUCCAAUCCCACGCCGGGUCUUCAGAAAAGGAGUCGUCGACCCCGGAUGCAGUUGCAAUGAGGCCGAACCAGGAGGAGGUGAGGGAGAGUAGCAGUGAUGCCGAAGGGGAGCCGGAGCCAUUUUUAGACAUGGAGGUGAUGAAGCCGAUGACCUCGUCAUCUCCUCUGUGCGAGUCCCCCCGGCUCCCGUCCUCCCCCAGUCCUCCCCCUCUCACCACACGGAGUCUCAGGCCUCCUCCUCACUCCUUGCCUCCAUCAGACGAGCUCUCCAUCCGCCUAAGACAUUCUCCUUUCUCCACUGAGGCCUCGCCUGAGACCUCCCCAGUCAGGGUCCCCCUCACCCCGCCGCCCCUCUCCCCUCCUUCGCCCCCCCUCAGCUUCACUCCUCCCUACACGGAGGAGUCGCCACCCCUGUGCAAGACGCCUCCUUCCACGGUGAUCCCGCUCACUCGUAAGAUCGGCAUGGGCAAGCCCGCCAUCUCUAAAAGGAAGUUCUCACCCGGCAGGGCCCGGGUCAGGCAGGGUUCGUGGUGGAGUAAUGUCAGAGCGGUGAGCCCCCCCUCGUCCUCCCAGGACUCUAUGGGCGAGGGGGGCCGGGAGAGCCCCAAGUUCCGUCAAGCGGACCCGCCCUUCUGGAGCAUGAGAGUGGGUCGCGGGUUGGGCUUUCCUGGGAGGAGGAGGUCCAGAGGAGGAGGUGUUGGAGGAGGACGAGGAGGACGUGGAAGGAGUCGAAUUAAGACGCAGGACUAUUUGUCGGUGUCACCAGCGUACGGCUUAGUGGAGUCCAUCCCGCCCAAGCAAGAGGAGGAGAACUCCAUGCACAACACGGUGGUGAUGUUCUCUACAUCAGACGUGUUCACGCUCAGACAGGACAUGUGCGUGGUGUGCGGCAGCUUCGGUCAGGGAGCAGAAGGUCGACUGCUGUCGUGUUCCCAGUGCGGCCAGUGUUACCACCCCUACUGCGUUAACGUCAAGGUUACUCGUGUCAUCCUGACCAAAGGGUGGCGCUGUCUGGAGUGUACGGUGUGCGAGGCAUGCGGCGAGGCCACAGACCCCGGGCGGCUUUUGCUGUGUGACGACUGUGACAUCAGCUACCACACGUAUUGCCUGGACCCGCCCCUACACACCGUCCCCAAGGGGGCCUGGAAGUGCAAGUGGUGCGUGUGGUGUGUCCAGUGUGGCUCAGCCUCGCCCGGGCUGUGCUGUGAUUGGCAGAGUAACUACAGCCGCUGCGGACCCUGCGCCAGUCUCACCUGCUGCCCCCUCUGCCAGAGAGCUUACACCAAUGAUGACCUCAUUCUGCAGUGUCAGCAGUGUGACCGGUGGGUGCAUGCAGUUUGUGAGGGUCUGACCACUGAAGAUGAGGUGGAGAUCACUGCUGAUGAAGGUUUCGACUGUUCACUGUGCAGAACACACAGUCACAUCCCCUACGGGAGGCUGGACAAUUUAGACAUGGCUCAGAUCCUCUCCAGGAGCCGAGAAGCAGACACGAAGACGUACAGUCAGGACGGAGUAUGUCUGACCGAGUCGGGCCUCUCUCAACUCCAGUCUCUGGUUGAACCCUUGACCUCUGCACGCAGGUACCGCAGGUGCAAACCCAAACUGAAGCUGAGGAUCAUUAACCAGAACAGCGUGUCUGUUCUGCAGACCCCGCCCCACCCGGACACAGGUCACUUGGAGUGUGACCUCAAGUCCGACUCAAGCCCCGAGAGAGAGCAUGUCCCUGAGGAUGAUGUCAGCAAAGACUUGGCGAAGAGGAAGAGGAAGCCAUACAGGCCAGGUAUCGGAGGCUUCAUGGUGCGGCAGCGAGGCGGGAAGGCGGGAGCCGGCGCCAUUAAAGUGUGCAGCGGGAAAGAUUCAAGUGAGAUGCUGCAGGCAGACGAAGAUGGAGCCGAGCAGAUCGUGGACAAGGUGAAGAAGCGAUACAGAAAGAAGAAGACAAAGCUAGAGGAGGCCUUCCCGUCUUAUCUACAGGAAGCGUUCUUUGGUCGGGAUCUUCUGUAUCGCAUUCGUCAGGUGGACCCGGGAGCGGUUGAUGGAAAAGGCCCCACCCCCUCAGAAAAACCAAUGGACAGAAAGCAGGAAAGACUUCCGUUGUCGGAUGACGCGCUGGUGGAUCUGCGUGACGUUCUCUACACGCACCCUCACAUUCUGGCCACGGGACACGCAGCUGGCCCCUUGCCGACCUCUGAGCUGACAGGAAGUGGCGGGCAGGCUCAGAGAGCGUUGCACGAAGAGCCUCUGGACGCCAUCUUAAACCCCGAGCUGGACAAGAUGGUGACAGACGGUGCCAUCCUGAGCAAAUUGUACAAGAUUCCAGAGCUGGAAGGGAAGGACGUGGAAGAACUUUUCACUGCUGUACUCAGCCCGGACGCCAGCGAGCAACACAACCAACACACACACACUGCAGCAGGUGUCGGCGCGUUUCCUCGUCUGGCGCUACUGAACGGCCUGGCGGGCCGCGCCCCCGACGUAGACGUGAUGCCGGGGGGGGGCUUCUGUGGUGCCACCCCUUGCCUGCUCCCAACCAAUCAGGCGGCGGGGGAGGGCGAGCAUGACGCCAUGUCGACGGCUCAGAGGAGCAUGUUGAAGUGGGAGAAGGAGGAGGCUCUGGGGGAGCAGGCCACAGUUGCGCCUGUGCUCUAUUGCAAUACCAACUUCCCCCAUCUGAGGGAGCAGUACCCUGAGUGGUCCACAAGAGUGAAGCAGAUUGCCAAGCUCUGGAGGAAGGCCAGCUCUCAGGACAGAGCGCCUUACGUGCAACAUGCGCGGGACAACCGUGCGGCUCAGCGCAUCAACAAGGUCCACAUGUCCAGCGAGCCCCCGAAGCGUGCACAACCCUCCCAGCCGCCGCCCCUUCAAGGACCGUACGACGCCGUCUCCCUGGACGCAGACUUGGCGCUGAAGGACCCGCUCAGGCCCAGAGAGUCGCAGCAGGAGCAGGAGUGGAAGUUAAGACAGGGAGAGGUAAAAGACAGAUGGCGAGCCGGUAAGAAGAGGCAGGAAAAUACAGAUAAAGAUUGUCCCUUCCAGGCAUCUCUAGCAGGAGGUGGCAAAGAGGCUCCGCAAAUGCGUCAGAAGAGCAAGCAGCAGGCCAAGAUGGAAGCCACCCAGAAGCUGGAGCAAGUGAAGAAUGAGCAGCAGCGGCAGCAGCUCUCAGCAAAUCAGCAGCCGGACGUGUCGCCAGACGUUCAGGCCCGACAGAACCUCCUCCAAGGCUCGUCAUUGGCUGACAACGUGUUCCUCAGACCGCAAGUCCCGCCGCCUUCUGGCUACUCCUCGCUUCCUCACUCCCCCCACUCCCCUCACUCCUCCUCCCCCCUCCAGCAGCCCCCGUCCUCCCCCCAAGUGUUCUCCCCUCCUUCGUCCCGCCCCACGUCACCCUGGGACCCCUACAGUAAGCCGGCGGGAACCCCUCGGCCCGCCUCCAUUCAGCGCUGCCCCCUGCUCAGCGUCUCCCCCGCCCUGGGUUCUCCCGCACCCUCGCCAGACUCGAAAGCCUCUGAUGCUUCAAGGACCCUCGCACCCCAGCCAGGCCUGCAGCACAGCAGAGCGGCUAUGAAGAGCCCCCCCUCUGGCUCCCAGGUGUACCACAGGUCUCAGGUCCAAGGGGGGGUGUUUAAAGCCCCCAUGCCCCCCCAAACCCAGCUGCAACAGGAGUUGUUUGGCACCAGGAGGGACCCGUCCAGACCCGCAGACCUCAGCCUCCCUCAGCCUCAGGAUCCCGCCUUUCAUUCUGGCCUGGGCUCCCCUCAGCGCAGCCCUUACGCCCCCACACUAGGGACCCCCAGAGUUGACAAUAGCCAGCAGAUGGCUGAGCCCAUCGUCCAGCAGUCCUCUUUGCCUUCCCAGCCCUCACACGAUGCCUACACCAACUCUCCAACUUCGGGCCCACAUAGUGACAGCUUGUACCUCCCGAACACCAACCCGAGCCUAAGCACGUCACCCGCGCUGUGCCUCGACCACUUGAAGAUGGUGACCGGCCGCCGCCCGUCCCCUUCCCAUCCCGCAUUGGACCCCUACUCUUCAAACACUGGCACGCCACGCCCCUCGGUUCUCGAGCGCUUCCCGCGAUCGCCGGGUGGCACGCUGACCUCCGACCCCUACGCCAGAGCCCCCGGUACCCCGCGCCCCUCGUCGGACCCUUACGUCCAGCAACCCCCCACCCCCCACCCUCAGAAAGCGGCCGAAACUUUUGGCCAGGCCCAAGUGGAGAGCUUCACUCCUCAACUUGGGAGAUCUUCUAUUUGUCGGGACCUUGGUGGCGGGACGGUGACUCAUAAGCAGUCGCCACAGCAGGACUCCUUUCCCAGGACCCCUGCGAGUAGCCAGACCCCAAAGCACCUUGGGGCAUCUGACGACAGAUUCUCAUCAGGUCACGUCACCUGCGGACCCACCCAGAUGGACAAGAUGGCAGCAAAUGACAUGGUGGCAGUAGGUGUGACUUCUUUAGAAGGACCACUGUGCCUGCUUCCACAGCUUGGUGACUCAGAGGAGAAACUGAAACAGCGUCAGAGGCUGCGCCAGCUCAUCCUUAGGCAGCAGCAGCAGAAGAGCGCAUUGCGGCAGGACAAAGGCCUUCAGGAGGCCGGACCCUCGGUAGUCACACCCGGUCCGGCCACCAGCGCAGCGACACCCCAUCGCUGGCUCCAGGACGCCACCGCCAUCAGCACCGGUGCCGCCACCUCUCCGACGGACGUGUUUGGACGUCCCCCGCCGCCUUACCCUGGCACGCUGCGUCUUCCCAGGCCAGCUGGAGCUUAUCUUGGAGCUUUUCCAGGGGAACAGCCGAGAGGGUUGACCCCCAGUGCGUCUCGUUUUCCCGUGCAGAGAGCAACGCCGUUGAGGUUUGCCUUGCAGGACUCCUUCCCGCGCCCCCCCCUGGCGUUGGUGCCCGGCGCUGGGCUCGCAGGCCCCAGGGUAGCCCCAGUCCCGAUGAGGAAGCCGGUUCAUGGUGAGUUGAUCGCCAUCCGUCACCUGACUGCCACCAGCCCGCACCCUCACAUCAUGUCAGCAGUCGCCCCCCAGGCUUUUCCCGUCCCCCGCGCGCUCUCUGUGCAGCAGCACAGCAUCAUGGGUCAACCCUACAUUGAGCUUCGCCACCGCGCUGUGGAGAACCGCUUGAGACUGCCCUUCUCCCUCACGGUCGGCCCAGUCUCCGAGACCCCCCCGCCAGCGCCUCAGCCGUCAGCUGCCAAGCCCAGUCUGGGAGCCCGGACGGGGGAGACUCCGACGUGCCGGCCCAUGCUCCUGAUGUUGCCGUUGAACCAGCAGAAUCAGCAAAACCUGGUCCAAGCCCCGGCGUUGGGUCCGGGCAACGAUGCGGCACUCCAAGGAGCCGAGGGCAUAGACGAGCACCUUGAAGGGGUGGACUCUGCGGUCAAAGAUCUAGAAGAUGUGGAGGUGAAAGAUCUAGUUGACCUCAAUCUCAACCUGGAUCCGGAAGAUGGCAAAGAAGACUUGGACCUGGGUGCUAACGACCUCCACCUCGAUGACUUCCUUCUGUCAGGGAAGUUUGACCUGAUCGCUUACGCUGACCCCGAGCUCAACCUAGACGACAAGAAGGACAUGUUCAAUGAAGAACUUGACCUGGGAGAGUCCACGGGGGACAAGAAGGACGGACCCAGAAACACUGAUAACCACGCUGACGUGCUGGGUCAGGUGAAAAAAGGAGGUGACGAGAGCGUCAAGGCAGAUCCUCAAGACCAGUCUGCUCCCCUUCAUCUCCCUCCACAACCGAGAAAGCUCCCUGGACCAGAUGGAGUUUUUGGACUACCUGUAGCUUCUGGGGCUGAGGCAGCUGGAGCCUCUCAGCCCGGCUCCUCUUUGCACCUCGCUAAGGGGGAGUUGGGAGUGUCUGGUUCUGGUUCAGGGAUUUUGCCAGAACUUCAUGCCCAGGGAAAAGUUCUGUCUUCUGCUGUGACUCCCACGCCGGCUCCAGGUCCGCAGUCUGACUUUCAGCGGAGAGCACCCGGACCCUCGUCGGCUUACCUUGAUCCUCCACCUCAGACUCAUCCGCUGCCAUUUCAGCGCACGUCGGCUCAUCAGGGUCUUCCGUCUGGUUCCGGCCCUCACUCGGUGUCACUCCGAUUGCCCCAGCCUUGCCUCCUCCUCAACACUCAGGCCCAGCCUCCUCAGCGGGACGUGCCGACUCAGACCCAGGACCAGGACCAGAACAAAGGCAAACCUUUGCUUCUGGAGGAGCAGCCUCUCUUGCUGCAGGAUCUCCUGGACCAGGAGCGCCAGGAGCAGCAGCAGCAGAAACAGAUGCAGGCCCUGAUCAGACAGAAGUCCACCUCGGACCCCGGAAUCCCUGAUUUGGCAGACUUUGACUCCAUAUCGGACCCCAUCAUGAAGGCCAAGAUGGUGGCUCUGAAGGGCAUCAACAAGGUCAUGACCCAAGGCAACCUGGGCCUCAACAACAUGGUCGUUAACAGGUUUCAUCAGGCUCCUGGUGCCGCCACUCCCGAGGCCACAACGCAGCCUCCUCUUUCAGUGGGACAGGACGCCGAGUUGACCCCUCAGCUGGUCCAGCCCAGCCCUCCCAGCUGUGGACCCGGCUUUGUCAACGACUCUCAGAGGCGUCAGUACGAGGAGUGGUUGGGGGAGACGCAGCAACUCUUGCAGAUGCAACAGUGCCUCCUGGAGGACCAGAUCGCCGUGCACCGCAAGACCAAGAAGGCUCUGUCGGCCAAACAGAGGACGGCCAAGAAAGCGGGCCGUGUGCUGGGCGAGGAGGAUGCCGCCCAGCUGCAAUACGUCAUGGACCAGCAGUCCGCCGUCCAGAAGCAGCUGGAGCAGAUCCGGAAGCAGCAGAAAGAUCAUACGGUGCUCAUUGAGGACUACAAGACCAAACAGCGGCAGCAGACAGCCCCCACGAACGUGCCUGCUGCAGUGCUCCCCCAAAAUGUGCUGCCUUUGCAGAAUAACGCCCAGAACGUCCCUCACGGUUGGUCGCCAGCAGGCUUGGCUGCUGGCUUGAUGGGGCAGAAUUUGACAUCUCGCCCACCACCUCAGAUGUCGCCUGCCCACUCGACGACCCCUCAGGUUUCAGCCGUAGUGCCCGGACUUCCGACUCCAACGGCGGGCUUUGCCCCCAACCUUAGGGGACCCGCCGGGGGCCCCAGUGGCACCUCAGCGGGUGACUCAUCGACCCCCUCGCCACAGGUCAAAUUUGACGACAACAACCCGUUCAGUGAAGGUUUCCAGGAGAGGGAAAGGAGGGAAAGGCUGAGAGAGCAGCAAGAGCGACACAGAGUGCAACUCAUGCAGGGGGUGGAGCGCCAUCGAGUAUUGCACCAGCAGAGGCUGGAUCUGGAUCAGCAAGGCCUCCUUGGCCCCCAAAGCGGGUCCCGGUUGGGUGCCGCUGGGCCAGCAGUAGGCGAGACUCCCGGCUCCACCCCCUGCGGGGAAAGUCUCUCCCAGAUGCCCUUCUUCAGUUCUGAGCUUCCCCAGGACUUUCUACAGUCUCCCCCGGGCCCCGGACCACCCACGCUGGGGGGGCAGGCGGGGGUGCUUUUUCCUCAGACUCAGCAGGGCUUCACGGUCGGGCCGCUCCCGCACGGGGUGGGCCCCGCCUCGGAGUUCAUUCCAGGGGCUUCCCCGGAGCGGGGUAGGGUCUUGCCCGUGGAGGCGGCGUCUCCAAACCUGCAGACUAAACCGAGAGCUGCCGGGAGUCUGGGUCAGGUCCACACGCCGGGCGCCCUUCAAAUGCCCUCCAAACAAGGCGGUCAAGGUCUUCCGUUCAGCCCCGACUCAGCCUCCUCCUCGCCGUCCGCCGUCCUCCACGCGUCAUUCUCCUCAUCGCCCCUUCCUCAGCUCUACGCCGACAUCCUGCCCGAUGACGGCCUGAAGAGGAGGAGGAGCGUCAACCGGGACAGAGACAACGCCGCCGCUGGAGGAGGAGCCCGAACGCCGCUUUCGACUCACUCCGAUGACAUCACAGCCCCGCCGACUCCGGCGUUUUCCGACACUUCCUGUUCUACUCCCACACGGAGCGGCACAGAGCUGGCCGACUUGAACUUGCCCCUCUCGGCUCUGGCCCCGUCCUCUGAGCUGGAGAGGCAACUGUCGGUAGUUUGUGCGGCCCAGGAAAGAAGCUCUCUUCUGGGCACGGAUGCUCAAAGCGACGACCUGUGUGGAAGCCGAACUGCAGUCAAGGAGGAGCGCGAGGAGCGAGGAGCCUGCGGAGGAAAUCCCGUAAAGCUGGAAUGCGCCUCCCCUCUUUACGGCGGCCGGGGAGGUGACCUCGGCAAGGAGCUCCUCCGGCACCUGCUGAAGGAAAAAAACUCUCCCGCAAAGACACCGUCGCCUAGCCGCCAGCUGUCAGGUGAAAGCGCGCGUUCUAAGGAUGAGGAUGGCGCCGGUUUCCAUGGCAAUAUGACAGCAGACGGUCCCGAUGUCCUGGACUUGUUGGGUAAGAGGAAGCCCCAGCGCUGUAAGAGAGCCGCACGGCCCGACAAAGACAAAACUCUCUGCAAAUACAAGAGGAGACGACGAGAGGACGACGACGACCGCGCCCUCGACUGCUCCUCUUCCCCAUCAGAGCAGAUCAUGACGCACUUCACGCAGCUGUCGGUGCUGCCCCUCAUGGAGCCCGUCCUGGGUCUGGGCCUGAGCCUGUUUCCCCCGUACGGCAGCUCGUCUCUGGGCCGAGACUCCAGGCUGAGCGGCUCCUUCGGCAGCGCCUGCCUGGAUGGAGUCGCCGACUACUACACGCAACUCACGUGCAAAAACCUCCUCGGCAACCCCCCCACACCUCCGGCCUCGCUGCCGCCCACCCCCCCUCCGGUGGCCAAGCAGAAGCUUGUCAACGGCUUUGCCACGACGGAGGAAGUGAGCAGGAAGGACGUCCGAGGUGUGACAUCCAAGGGCGAAGAUCUUCAUCAGACCGCCAAGACCGUGGACGUGCCCGCCUCCCUGCCCACGCCACCGCACAACAACCAGGAAGAACUCCGCGUCCAGGACUCGUCGUCCCCGUGCGACAGUCCGGACGGCUUUGUGCCGUCCUCGUCCCCCGAGAGCGUGGCCGACACGGAGGUCAGCAGAUAUCCCGACCUGUCCUUCGUCAAGACCGAGGCGCCGUCCCCCUGCCCGUCACCGCCCAUUCCUAUCGUGCCCUGCUCCUGGGGCAAAGGCACUGCGCUGAAGCGGGAAGUCAAGAUGGAGCCGAACCAUCAGGCUCCUCCCUCCUGCUCCAAAGCAGAUCUGGUUACCAUAGCGAUCACCUUGAACCCAACGGCCUCUCAGAAUGUUCCUGGCGUCAUGGCGGCAGUGGCCAAGCUGCUGCGGGUGCCCGCCUCCAUCAACUACCAGCUGAGCCAUGCCCAGUGUGCCCCGCUCGACCUGAUGGCUGGAGUCUCUGUGCCACUACCUCAGACUUCAGCAAGCAGCAGGCAGCCGAGAACAGCGCCACCAGCUGGUGUGAGGAUGGACCCCAUCCAACGGAGCGCCGGUCCCGCCAUCUCCAGGCCGCCGUCGUGCAGCUUCUGCAAAGUGCUCCUGGGAAACGGAGUUCGCAAAAUCAAAGAGGCCAAACAGGAGGGUUCGUCCAGUCUGCUGUUCUGCAGCCCGAACUGCUCUGCUCUCUACUCGUCAGGCCUGAAGAGCAGCACCUCUGCAGACAAGCCUCCGGACAACCCCCCCCCCCCUCUCCCUCAGCACCGCUACACCAACAACAUGUCGUCCAUCACCGUCCACUCGCUCCCGCCGGCCCCCACCCAGACCGCCGGCUCCUCCCCGCCCCUCCACUUCCCCUCCGCAUCCACUGUCACCAUGGAGACCAAACCCCGCGUGGACAGCCUCAAGGUGAAGGUGAAACUGAAGCCCCACCCCUACGCCUUCUCCGAUGGUGACGACUCACUGCCCGGCAAGCGGACGAAGAGUUCACGGUGGCGGCGCUGGAACGUCAACGUCGCUCUGAGCAGGGGCCCCAUUUCCGACAAGGCCGUCGCCAUGCCGACCGAGGAGGAAGUGGACGUGUUGUUGAAGAAGCUGGGGGCGUGUCUACGGCCCGACCCGUUUCCUACCGACCGGCGGAGGUGUUGCUUUUGUCACCAGCAGGGGGACGGAGAAACCGACGGACCCGCCAGACUGCUCAACCUCGACUUGGAUUUGUGGGUGCACCUGAACUGCGCUCUGUGGUCCAGCGAGGUGUACGAGACUCAGGCGGGCGCACUGAUCAACGUGGAGCUGGCGCUGCGCCGCAGUCUGACUCUGCGCUGCGCCCACUGCCAGCAGACGGGCGCCACCAGCGGCUGCAAUCGGCUGCGGUGCACCAACACGUACCACUUCACGUGCGCGCUCAGGGCACACUGCACCUUCUUCAAGGACAAGACGAUGCUGUGCCAGCUGCACCGGCCCCGGACGGGCUCCGCCGGCGGGGAGCGCUCGUCCGGCGGCUCCCUCUCGUCCGUGCCGGGCCCGACCCUCGACACGCGCUCGUGGGCGCGCGACCCCUACAACUCGGAGCUGCGGCGCUUCGCCGUGUUCCGCCGUGUGUACGUGCAGCGCGACGAGGCGCGGCAGGUGGCAGCCAUGGUGCAGCGCGGUGAGGCGCGCCACACGUUCCGCGUGGGCAGCCUCCUCUUCUGCGCCGUGGGCCGGCUCCUCCCGCGGCAGAUGAACGCCUUUCACGACGCCGCCGCCAUCUUCCCCGUCGGUUACCACGCCGACCGCAUCUACUGGAGCAUGCGCCACAGCAACAGGCGCUGCAAGUACAUGUGCUUCAUCGAGGACCACGAUGCCCGGCCGCUCUUCAAGGUCAAGGUGGUGGAGAAGGGCUACGACGACCUCAUGCUGACGGCGCCCACGCCCAAAGGCGUGUGGGAGCAAAUCCUGGAACCCGUGGCCCAGCUCCGAAGCUCCAGCGGAACUCUCAAACUCUUCCCGGACUUCCUGAAAGGAGAAGACCUCUUCGGACUCAGCGCCUCGGCCGUCAGCAGGAUCGUUGAGUCCUUGCCGGGAGUGGAGGCGUGCGAGCGGUACACCUUCCGUUACGGCCGCAACCCGCUCAUGGAGUGGCCGCUGGCCUUCAACCCGUCCGGCUCGGCCCGCUCUGAGCCCAAAGCGAGCGCGGCAAAGAGGCCGUACCUGCCCACCGGCACGGCUCCCAGGUGCCAGGGCUCGGUGGGCUCCAUCGUGGGUCCGGUCCCGGGCGUCAUCUCGCUGUCGCCGGGCGAGACGGUGGCUGGCGCUCAUCAGGGGCGCCACUCCAAGCUGGCACAGUACCGCCGCAUGAAGGCCGACUGGAAGACCAACGUCUACCUGGCGCGAUCGCGCAUCCAGGGCCUGGGGCUGUACGCCGCCAGGGACAUCGAGAAGUGCACUAUGGUCAUCGAGUACAUCGGCGCCAUCAUCAGAAGCGAAGUGGCCAACCGCAAGGAGAGACUCUAUGAGAGUCAGAACCGAGGCGUUUACAUGUUCCGAAUCGACAACGACUACGUGAUCGACGCCACCAUCACUGGAGGACCUGCUAGGUACAUCAACCACUCGUGUGCGCCCAACUGCAUCACGGAGGUGGUGAGCGUGGACAAGGAGAACAAGAUCAUCAUCAGCUCCUGCAGACGCAUCCAGAAGGGAGAGGAGCUGUCCUACGACUACAAGUUUGAUUUGGAGGACGACCAGCACAAGAUUCCGUGCCACUGCGGCGCCUUCAACUGUCGCAAGUGGAUGAAUUGAACGGAAAUUGUGAUUGCCUGACGGGGGAGUGCUGAGCUGCGAGUUCGAUUGCUGGGCGAGCGGACGGGCGGGCGAGCGGGCAAGAGGCUGGCCCUCUGUGUGUAAAUGUGUACAAAGAUGAGCAGAUGAUUUGUGUAAAAUAACUUUUUGUUUUUGUAUUUAUUAUGAAAUGAGCUUAUUUUCUAAUCACACUCACUCGUUUUGGGUGGCGAGUCGCUCGCAGCGUGUAAAUAGCGUCCACACACAGAAAAAAAACAACUUCACACUUUGGACGAGAGGCCAUUUUGAAGUCUUCUUUGCUCCUGUGUCAUUUUGAUUUUGUUUGUGGCCACACUACCCCACACAUGAUGAAAUGAAUUUUGUUUGGGGGAUGCUGUUGAGCCUGUUUUAGAAACAUUUACAGAAAAUAAAAUAUUUUCCAUCUUGAAACAACAUGGCGCCGUAUGUAUGUUGAGUCUAAAGCGGGCUGGAGAGGGACCAUGUUGGAUUUCAUUAAUCGGACAGGUGGACCAAUUGUAGAUGAGGUUAAAAAUAUAUUGUAUAUCCAUCCAUCCAUUUUCUCCCGCUUAUUCCGAGGUCGGGUGGCGGGACCGGCAGGAGCUUAAGCGGGGAAGCCCCGACUUCCCUCUCCCCAGCC